This is a messenger RNA of Cyclospora cayetanensis, 1158 nucleotides long. RefSeq lists its product as uncharacterized. Gene Ontology annotation, biological process: mitochondrial proton-transporting ATP synthase complex assembly. Gene Ontology annotation, cellular component: mitochondrion. The record is from RefSeq and is a predicted model, not a curated record. The transcript has 6 exons. NCBI's taxonomy places the organism in Eukaryota, Apicomplexa, Conoidasida, Eucoccidiorida, Eimeriidae. The annotation marks the transcript as partial.
AUGCACUCUUCCCUAGGCAUCCAGGCUGCCGCCCCGUGCCUGCGGACCCUCUGCAGCCUUCCUGUAAGCGCCCCCGCUUGUGCCUGCCCUUCUGCGCCUUCCACCGCAAAAUGCUUGGAGAACCUUUGGCGCAUAGCUCCCACCACGGCGGGACUCUCAGCCUGUAGCCUCCGCCCUUAUCAAGCCUCCUUGUACACUCGAUUACAGGCGCCCCUCCUGUUGGGAGAUACGGCUACAGGAACUGUGAACCGCUCCCGUUCGCUCUCUACAGCUGCGAGUGUCAUCUGCUUGCAAAAUGCACCGCGAAGAGCUCAUCGGGGCGCUCUCGAGAGGGAGAAGGUUUACCUCGGAAAUCCACUCAUGAUGAGGGCCCCUCUACGGGUGCAAACACGAGCUUACUUUUUUCUACCUGGCCCCCUGAAGCUCGAAGACGUAGUUAAACUGCCCUUGCUGCGGCUUAACCCUCGCAAGAAAGUUGUGGACAUAUGGUUGUCUCGUUUCCUCUCCCAGCCUCUGCGGCAUGCGGCUUUUCUUACGAGGGCCCAAUAUGAGGCCCUAGAAACAAAACAAGAUUGUCUUAUCCAAAUUUGCCCAAGUGUAGCCUUAGCAGCCAUUCAAACGGACUCUAGCGUUUUGAGUUCUCGGUGCGCCCCCUUGUUUGUGGCGCCACUGCCCCGGGGUCCCGGGGCUUUCGAGCCUCCAUUGAUUCCAUCUGGCUUACUGGAAUUCCCUCCUUAUGCGCUGCCUGCAUUCUUUCAUUCCCUUGUCGAUACAGAUUUGUCUGCCGCCCACUCUCCUGCCUUAUCUGCAGACCCGAUUGCUUUGCCUGCAGCCGCUUUUCCUAGCCCCAACAAAGCGUCUCCUCUGCUGACCCUUACAUUUUAUCCAGAGUUAAAGGAGAGUCAUGACUUGGUGUUGCUGAAGGCUGACAUUCUGUCACCUACUGUUCUUCGCCCUCCUGAGGCUGCCCACCUAACCCGUGUUAUUGUGGAGAGCUACGCCGAUGCAAACAGAUUUCAGUGGCCCAAAGCUUUCAACUUCACCCCUGACAAGUUCAGCUUUGAGGCAUUUAAAGACGCAAACCCCGACUUCUUUGCCCAUCCACUCCCCGAAGCCCAACGGCAGCAAUCACAGCAACAGGAGUACGAGCAGCAGCAG